GUGGGCCGCGGAGCUUCUGCGCCUCGCGACAGAUCGCGGGCUCCGGGCGCCGCGUCUUCAGGCACAGGGAACCGCCAGGGAGGGCAGGAGAGCGCGCCCGGGCCCGGCCCCCGCCGCCUCCGCCCAGCUCCCCUCCGCUACCCUCCCGCUCCAUGGCUCCGCGGCCGCCGCCGCCCAUGCCGCCCUCCAGGCCGGAGGGGCCUCGCGGCAGCGGGGUCGAACACUCGGUCAAGGACUAAACAGCACCGCCGCUUCCUCGCCGGCCCCUCUCCACCCUCUAAGGAAAGCCGAGGCGCGGGAGACAGGAGGGAGAAAGCAAGAGCCAGCAGAAGGGAGCGGGAAGUCGGGGCUCUGUUCGCCGCGGGACAGUCCAGCCGGGAGGAGGCUGCGCCCGGGGCGGCGCGGCCGGGUUGCGCCAAGCUCGGGGCCGGCGGCUGCAGAGAGGCGUCUCGGUGCCCCAGGCCGGCCCCGCGCACCUGCCGGCGGCCGGCGCCCCAGACUCACCUGGCCCCCGGCGCCCCCUUCCCCAUCGCCGCCGCUGCAGCCGGAGCGGGGCUCCGCGGGCCUGGAGCACGGCCGGGUCUAAUAUGCCCGGAGCCGAGGCGCGAUGAAGGAGAAGUCCAAGAAUGCGGCCAAGACCAGGAGGGAGAAGGAAAAUGGCGAGUUUUAUGAGCUGGCCAAGCUGCUCCCGCUGCCGUCGGCCAUCACCUCGCAGCUGGACAAGGCGUCCAUCAUCCGACUCACCACCAGCUACCUGAAGAUGCGCGCGGUCUUCCCCGAAGGUUUAGGAGACGCGUGGGGACAGCCUAGCCGCGCCGGGCCCCUGGACAGCGUCGCCAAGGAGCUGGGAUCACACUUGCUGCAGACUUUGGACGGAUUCGUUUUUGUGGUAGCAUCUGAUGGCAAAAUCAUGUAUAUAUCAGAAACAGCUUCUGUACAUUUAGGCUUGUCCCAGGUGGAGCUCACGGGCAACAGCAUUUAUGAGUACAUCCAUCCUUCCGACCACGACGAGAUGACGGCUGUCCUCGCGGCCCAUCAGCCUCUUCACCAUCACCUGCUCCAAGAGUAUGAGAUAGAGAGGUCAUUCUUUCUUCGAAUGAAGUGUGUCUUGGCAAAAAGAAACGCGGGCCUCACGUGCAGCGGAUACAAGGUCAUCCACUGCAGCGGGUACUUGAAGAUCAGGCAGUAUAUGCUGGACAUGUCCCUGUACGACUCAUGCUACCAGAUCGUGGGGCUGGUGGCCGUGGGCCAGUCGCUGCCGCCCAGCGCCAUCACAGAGAUCAAGCUGCACAGUAACAUGUUCAUGUUCAGGGCCAGCCUCGACCUGAAGCUGAUAUUCCUGGAUUCCAGGGUGACCGAGCUGACCGGGUAUGAGCCGCAGGAUCUGAUCGAAAAGACCCUCUACCAUCACAUCCACGGCUGCGACGUGUUCCACCUCCGCUAUGCGCACCACCUCCUGCUGGUGAAGGGCCAGGUCACCACCAAGUACUACCGGCUGCUGUCCAAGCUGGGCGGCUGGGUGUGGGUGCAGAGCUACGCCACCGUCGUGCACAACAGCCGCUCGUCCCGGCCCCACUGCAUCGUGAGUGUCAAUUAUGUCCUCACGGACAUUGAAUACAAGGAACUGCAGUUGUCCCUGGACCAGGUGUCCACAUCGAAGUCCCAGGACUCCUGGAGGACCACCUUGUCUACCUCACAAGAAACUAGGAAAUUAGCUAAACCCAAAAAUACGAAGAUGAAGACGAAGCUGAGAACAAACCCUUACCCCCCACAGCAAUACAGCUCAUUCCAAAUGGACAAACUGGAAUGCGGCCAGCUCGGAAACUGGAGAGCCAGCCCCCCGGCGAGCGCUCCGGCUCCCCCAGAACAGCAGCUCCAUUCAGAAGGCAGCGACCUUCUGUACGCUCCAUCCUACAGCCUGCCCUUCUCCUACCAUUAUGGACACUUCCCUCUAGACUCUCACGUCUUCAGCAGCAAAAAGCCGAUGCUGCCGGCCAAAUUCGGGCAGCCCCAAGGAUCCCCGUGUGAGGUGGCACGCUUUUUCCUGAGCACGCUACCACCCAGCGGCGAAUGCCAAUGGCAUUAUGCCAACCCCCUAGUGCCUAGCAGCCCGUCUCCAGCUAAAAGUCUUUCUGAGCCGCCGGUGAACACUGCUCGGCACAGCCUCAUGCCAAACUACGAAGCGCCCGCCGCCGCCGCCGCGCGCAGGUUCGGCGAGGACACCGCGCCGCCACCGCCGCCGCCACCGCCGCCGCCGCCGAGCUUCCCGAGCUGCGGCCACUACCGCGAGGAGCCCGCGCUGGGCCCGGCCAAGGCCGCCCGGCCGGCCGCCCGGGACGGGGCGCGGCUGGCUCGUGUUUGCUACAAGUAG
Equus quagga is the source of this 2371-nucleotide messenger RNA. Its product is annotated as single-minded homolog 2. Gene Ontology annotation, molecular function: RNA polymerase II transcription regulatory region sequence-specific DNA binding; DNA-binding transcription factor activity, RNA polymerase II-specific; protein dimerization activity. The record is from RefSeq and is a predicted model, not a curated record. Lineage: Eukaryota; Metazoa; Chordata; Mammalia; Perissodactyla; Equidae. Bases 608 to 2371 code for a protein of 587 amino acids. Gene Ontology annotation, biological process: regulation of transcription by RNA polymerase II. The transcript is spliced from 12 exons.